This is a messenger RNA of Phoenix dactylifera (date palm), 2201 nucleotides long. The record is from RefSeq and is a predicted model, not a curated record. NCBI's taxonomy places the organism in Eukaryota, Viridiplantae, Streptophyta, Magnoliopsida, Arecales, Arecaceae.
GAAAAGUUGGCAAUGGUAUCCAAAAGUCAAGAGGCAUUCACUGAGUGUGAAAAAGGUUUUGCUUUCAAGGAAUGUAAAUCUAGUGGCUUUUAGCAGUAUCAUACAAAUUGAGAAUGGAUAUGCUAUGAAGAUAGUGGAUGAGCUUGAUACAUGGCUCUCAUGAUGAUAUUUUCAAUAAAAUUGCUGAAAAUAGAUUUAUUUGGACUUUAGCUAGAUUCAGCUUGAGGAGCAGGAAUUCAGAUCGCUUGAGAUAAAUGAAGGAUGACUUGUUGAGGUUGGUGGAGUAUUUCUGAGAUAUAGAUUGAGAUAGCUAUCAAUUAAAUAAAUGGAGUCAAGGAGAGAUCUUAGAUACUAUAUCUUUCAUGUUGAAGUGGUGGUGGAGAUUGCCACUGGAAGGAAGUUUAUCUUGGAAAUGUUUUGUCGAACUUAGAUACUAUAUAGAAAAAGAGUUGGAUGGUCAAGCUCUUCCCCGAGCAACAUUACUUCACCUGCAUGAAAGAGUGUUCUGAAGGCAAAAGAGAAUUUUUUUUCACAAGCAUAAAUGUAAAGGUUGGGUAUGGGGCUGACACUAAAUUUUGGACAGAUUCUUGUGCCUAGGGAAUCAACUCCUCCUACUAUUAAGCUCCAUCAGUUAAUAGAGAAUUAUGCAAGGGAUGAGAACAGUCAGCUUUCUAUUUGGCCCAAGUUGAGGAGGAGCAAGAUGAGGCUGCUGAUUUGGUUAGCAUCCAACAGCAUGUGCUUCUGAAUGAGGGCAUAGACAGGGUGACUUGGAUAUGGGAUCUUCCAUGUGAAAGGUUUCUAUGAUUUUUUUUUUUUCCUACUGCGGAGAGAUCCGUUCCUCCUAUUUUUUAUGCUACUUGGAGUGCAAUUCUGAAGAAGCUUAGAGAUAUUGGGAGGCUGUUGUUGAUUAAAAAGCUAUUAACAGUGGAGAAUCAAACAAAGAGGAACUGGAACUUGCCUUUGAGAUGUGUUCUGUGCUGAGCAUUAGGAAAUCGUGGGCUAUUUGUUCAUCAGUUGGAGAAUGGUGGCAGGUUCUAAGCAUUUCUGGCAUUUCUAUACAUUUGCUUAAUGUAUAGAAAUUACUUCUAUACAUUGAACUAAUUAGCAAUUCAUUUAGAUUUUAUUUAUUAUUUAACUAAUAUUACUUUUUUUUGUGCAUACUAGGUAACAACAUGCCGCGAGGAAAACGAUUCAGAGAUGUGGAGUUUCAGCACACAUCCGUGGGAUCUUCUUCCGAUCAGUCCCUACGGUCCCAGCAGCCCGACGAGCCCCAUCAGCACGAAUCUCAGUCUGAGUACGUGCCACCUGCUGAUUGUCCAGACAUGAAUGACGUGCACAUCCAGGGUAAUUUGAUUUACAUUUUUUAUAUUAAUUUUUCUUACAAUCCAUGGAUAUUUUAUUUUAUUUUUAUAGAUGGACUGGGAAGAGUGAGGAGGACACGAGGACCCACUCGAGCAUGGGACGUGUGGAGUCUACGUGAGGAUGAGAAGAUCGUCGUCCAAUGCAAUGAACUGGGGCAGCCUAUUAAGAGGACUGCAAGCAUUUUAUCGACUUUUCUAGGAUCGGUUGCACGGAUGGGUCAGUUGUGUCCGCUCAACUAUACGAAAUGGAAUGAAAUGCUUCCUUCGUAUAAGGUUGAGCUUCUUAAAGUUAUUGAGAAAAAGUUUGUCCUUCCUGCAAAUAGCCAUGAUUGGGUGCUGAAGUCCGUCAACCGCAAAUGGAAAGAAUAUAAGGCGAAACUAAAGGCAGACUGGAAGCACGUGGGCAUGACUGAAGAGAGGGUGGCUCGUGUUUGUCCUCCUGAUGUAAUCCCUCAUCAAUGGAGGGAGCUUGUCCACUACUGGUUUUCAGAGAAAUCUCAAGUUGUGUAUAUUUUUUCAAUACCUUAGAUUGUAUUUACUAAUAAUAUAGAUUACAAAUUUAUACAUUAAAUAUAUUAUAUUGUUUAUUCUUUUUUUGGAAAGACGUAUUUCAACAUUGGUAGAGCUGCACGAGCCUCUCAGACUGUUCCUCAUAUUUCAGGCUCGAUGAGUUGUGCUAGGCGUAGAGCUGAAUUCGUAAGUUUUUUUUAAACUCUUUACAACUAUUUUAAAUUGUUCUAUCAUAUAGCAUGUAUCAUGAUAACUAGCUUGUCAAUAUACUUUUUGUUGUAGAUGGAUGAUAAUGGAAGGGAGCCUGGUAAGGUGGAGUUUUAUAAGAUG